Molecule: messenger RNA, 8372 nt
Organism: Rhinopithecus roxellana (golden snub-nosed monkey)
Lineage: Eukaryota; Metazoa; Chordata; Mammalia; Primates; Cercopithecidae
Gene: ACSF3
Product: acyl-CoA synthetase family member 3
Exons: 10
Coding region: 1104-2039 (311 amino acids)
Biological process (GO): fatty acid metabolic process
Molecular function (GO): medium-chain fatty acid-CoA ligase activity
Source: RefSeq, a predicted model, not a curated record
GCAGUAGAGGAACCAGCAGAGGUCCCGGUCCCAGAGCAGGGGUGGAGAGACCAGGGCGCCAUGAUCAUCUACACCAGUGGGACCACGGGGAGGCCCAAGGGCGUGCUGAGCACGCACCGAAACAUCAGGGCUGUGGUGAGUGCCGCCCCUCGCCACGAUGGCAUCGGUCACGGCGUGGCACUCUGGGUGGGCUCCCGGCCAGAAGCACAUCUGUUCAUUUGCUUCUCUCUGGAGUUGUUCACGGUUGUCACCGUCCUGCAAACCCGUGUGACAUACACGGACACAGGCCCGCAGGGUGUGGCCACUGGCCUCACUGGCCACGCAGGACGGCUCAGGCAGGGGCGAAGCCUUCAGGUGUAGAGGGAUCAAGGGGCCACCGAGUGACCCCGCCAGGACCACGUGGCGUGAGGUCAGAAGGGGCCACUCACCGCCUGUGAUGCUGAGGGGCUUUUCCGAGGCCAGCCACGUGUUAGGAUGCCUGGUCAGGACCCCACGUACACCUGCGUCUUACUCGUUAUUUUUGUGUCUUGUGACCGCAGUCACAUCUUCACAGAACUCUCCAGCCACAUCACUUACUUGUCAUUUGUAUAGUGUCCUAAAGUCUCCUAUGCUGUUGAAGCAAUAAAGAAAAAAUGAAAGCCGAAAGCCACAAAGGGGAAGGCAGAAGGUGGACCCCACGGAGUCGUGGGUUGACGGAGGCACCAUGAACACGCUGCAGGCUAGGCCCCGGGUGGCCUGCGCCGUCACUCCUGGAAGCAGCGCGCCUGUUGGGAGGGACGGGCUCCGGACUCCUCUGUCCUUGCUGAGGGGAGUGGCACUCACAUGUGCUUGUCCCUGGAGCCUGUGCAGGCAGCAGGCAGUGUCCUCUGUGAGACUGGACGGUGGAUUCAGUGGGCCGUGCCUCACACUGCUUCUCAGUAAGAGCUGAGGAUGCGCUCAGGAGCCUGGCCCUGGGUUCUGUCCUGGCUGAGCAGGUGACCGGUCUGGUCCACAAGUGGGCAUGGACCAAAGACGACGUGAUCCUCCACGUGCUUCCGCUGCACCAUGUCCAUGGUGUGGUCAAUGCGCUGCUCUGUCCUCUCUGGGUGGGAGCCACCUGUGUGAUGAUGCCUGAAUUCAGCGCCCAGCAGGUUUGGGAAAAGUUCUUAAGUUCUGAAACGCCGCGAAUCAAUGUCUUCAUGGCAGUGCCUACAAUAUACACCAAGCUGAUGGAGUACUAUGACAGGCAUUUUACCCAGCCGCAUGCCCAGGAUUUCUUGCGUGCAGUUUGUGAAGAAAAAAUUAGGCUCAUGGUCUCAGGCUCAGCUGCCCUGCCCAUCCCGGUGCUGGAGAAGUGGAAGAACAUCACGGGUCACACCCUGCUGGAGCGGUACGGCAUGACUGAGAUCGGCAUGGCUCUGUCCGGGCCCCUGACCGCCGCGGCACGCCUGCCAGGUUCUGUGGGGACCCCGCUGCCCGGAGUACAGGUGCGCAUUAUCUCAGAAAAGCCACAGAAGGAAGGCUGCUCCUACACCGUCCACGCGGAGGGAGAUGAGAGGGGGACCAAGGUGACCCCAGGGCUUGAAGAGAAGGAGGGGGAGCUGCUGGUGAGGGGACCCUCCGUGUUUCGAGAGUACUGGAAUAAACCAGAAGAAACUAAAAGUGCAUUCACCGUGGAUGGCUGGUUUAAGACAGGGGACACCGUGGUGUUUAAGGACGGCCAGUACUGGAUACGAGGCCGGACCUCAGUGGACAUCAUCAAGACCGGAGGCUACAAGGUCAGCGCCCUGGAGGUGGAGUGGCACCUGCUGGCCCACCCCAGCAUCACAGAUGUGGCGGUGAUUGGCGUUCCGGAUAUGACAUGGGGCCAGCGGGUCACUGCUGUGGUGACCCUCCAAGAAGGACACUCACUGUCCCACAGGGAGCUCAAAGAGUGGGCCAGAGAUGUCCUGGCCCCGUACGCAGUGCCCUCGGAGCUCGUGCUGGUGGAGGAGAUCCCGCGGAACCAGAUGGGCAAGAUUGACAAGAAGGCACUCAUCAGACGCUUCCACCGCUCGUGACCUGCGCACCAGGGGCUGGGCACUCGGACUGCGGGUCUGGCGGGGAGCAGCAGACGUCUCCCUCACACCGAGCACCGCGGGGGCCUGUCCGAGACCUGGCCUCCCCUAAGUCUGAAUGCCCCAAAUCAGGUCACGUAGAAUCAAAAACUGUUUGGGAUGAAAUCACCACGUGAGGUCCCCAGCCUUGGGCCAGUUGUUGCAGCUCAAGGAGACCGUCCCUGGUGUCACCUUCACCACCGACCUCGCCCAUGCAGCACGAUGCAGCCACGCUCUGGUGUUGCCGGCCCCACGUGCCCACGUCUUCGUGCACACAGUCUGCCAGCGCCCAGCCAGGCCCCUGUUUCCCCUCCGCUCCACCAGCCAAGAACAAGCUCAUCCUGGAGGGAACUCAUCCGCUCCUCCCUCCCCAUUAAAGCACAGUUUAUUCCCCGUCUUGGUCUCUCGUGCUGACCUGGCCUCUGGAGACACAGGCGGGGGGCCCUGUUUGCCAAGUCACCGUGACUGAGCCCCACAAGGAUACCUAAGUUCCACAUGGCUGGCAGCACCUCCCCCACACACCCUGCCCCUGCUGGGCGGCCCCACGCCACACAAGUUAGACCCAGGAGCAGGUUCCCUGGGAGCAGGGCUGCCACCCGCUGGGUCCGAAGCCGCCUCUGCAUGCCUGCUGCCUUUGACCUCCUGGGGAGGCUGGCUUGAAUCUGAAAAGUCAGCCAGCUCUGACCCCAGCCAGACAUGGGGGUGCUGCCAGGAGCUGCUCCCAGGCGAGUGGCCCAGCCUCUCUCAGGCACCAGGGGAUGGUGGGACUCCUGGUGACCAGCUGGUCCCCAAAGCUGUGGCACCGUGCCUGCUGCUGCCAGCAAAGUCCCACGUGCAGCCUGUGGUAGCUGCAACCCUGUCCCUCCUGCCCCUCCCUCAUCAGGGGCCAGGGUGAAACCCCCGCCACCCUCUGCCUUCCCUCCACCUGCGGCUUCCCGGGCAGGGAGACCAUGGGCCCAGCUCCUGCUUCCUCCAUUCGUUCCACAGAUAGGGCCCGGGCCAGCAGCCCAGGCAUUUGGCUGGUGGGUCCACUGAGGCCUAGAACCCACCGGGACAGGACAGGCCUGAGGCAGCUCAGGAGUGCCAAGCCGGGCCCACGUUCCCAGCUAACAGCGGCCCUUGGGGCUGCCCUUCCUCCCAGGUGUCCAGGCCCAACACAGAAGGCCUGAGCCUGCUGUGCCUCAGUUUCCCUACUCUGUAAACUGAGGCUGCUGCUCUCUUGGGGCCCUUCUAGCCCUGACCAAGGAGUGGGGGCUUUGUUCCCUCGGGAGUCCUGUCCAUGGGGACUAGCUGCACACAUGCCCCACACCUCCCUCCCACCUGGACUCUGUCCCAGUGGCUCCAGGGUUGGGAGCAGGAGCCUUAGGACCCAUGCAGCGCCAGGCACAGCAUGGAGCGAGACAGUGGGCGGUGUGAUAAGUGCUAUGGGCACCACUGACCUGGAGGAGCCAUGACUCCUGGACCCUUGUGUCAAAGCUUCUGGCCUCGUUUGCUGGGAGGCUGGGAGGAGGCCCUCGUGCAGAACAGCAGCUUGUUGCCGGCCUUGGUGAGAAGGCGGUGAGUGCGCCGGCCAGAGUUAACCAUCAGUAACGGGAUGUGUGCAGACGGGCGUGGACCACAGAGCAGGUCGGUGCAGCCGCUCUCCUGCCUGGAAGAGUAAAGUGGACCCUGUGUGAAAACGUUGACAAUGUGGCGAAUGAGCAGCUCACCAAACGCAUCAAUACAAAUGAUCACACCCCACGUGCAUCUCCUCAGCAGCCACAGGAGAGACCAGGUGACUGGAGGACAAACAUCCGUGACUACACCUCCUAAUCCAUCACCCACGACGGCCACGGCGUCCCCUGCCAGCCGCCGGCACAGCCAUGAGCACGGCUCGGGAGCAUGCGAUUGUCACGGGAUGGACGACCAUGGAUCUGCCUCUCUCUGAGCAGAAAGCCCGCAGGUCCCCACAGGCGGGUGUGGGGAAGGGGCGGGUCCCGGGUCCGACAGGCACCCCCUGAGCACCAGCCCCUCUGAGGGUGGCCGGAGGGCGCUGCCGCAGGUCCCCACACACCCAGCGCACACUGUCCCACACGCUGGAGGCACCUGCCAGGUUCUGACACCCUUCAAAUGCCUUCCCAGGGUUCUCGCACCUGCUGAAGUCGGCGCACUCAGCCUGCUUUGCACAUGAGCAGCUGAGGCAGGUGAGUUGAGGGCAGGGGUGUGAAUCACAGGCUUGGGGCCAAAGCCCAAGGUUGUCUCCUCUGGCCUGCAAGCUCAGGCUCACACGGGGAGCAGCCAGGCUGGACUGGGUGCAGCUUACGGACAUAGCUCGUGCUGCGGGCGACGGCCGCGGCUCCUCCAUGCAGCGCUGACACUGCUGUCUGCAGAUCGCACCCGGUCAGGAGGGAAUGGCCCAGGCAGGUGGGCAGGGCCACGGCUCGGCCAGGUAAGGCUGGGAGGGCCCAGGAUGGAUGUGCAUUGAGCCAGGCAGGAGAGCUGCAGAAGCGGAGGGAUGGGGAGGGUGUGCCAUGCAGAGGCCGCUAGGUCCUCAGGAGCUGAGCCUCACCCUGGGAGUCUCAAGGAGAGUGUCCCCUGGGCUUAGCCGGCAGCCAGGGCCAGCAUGUGAUCUGUGGCAGCCAGUCUCAGGGGUGGCCCGGUUCUCAGUCUUGCUGAAUGGAGACCCCCAGCUCCUAGGGCAAGGGCAGGCGGGGCAGGGCCGUCCCGGUCAGCUGACAGGAACUGAGCUGAGAAGGCUGCAAGUCGCCGAGUUGCCCUAACAGCAGCGUGGUCCUGCGGGCAGUACGGAGCCCGCCCUGCUAGGCACCCCACAGCCCCUGCGGCUCCCCAGCUGCCACUGAGGCCCAAUGCCCUAUGAGGAGGCUCCCACCUGUGGGCGGCAGAAUGACGGCCCCGAAGGCCCCGCUUCCUCACCCUGGGACCUGGGAGUUCACACAGCAGCGGGGACCUGCAACUGUGGACGGUCCAUCAGCUCCCUCAACAGGGAGGCUGCCCUGGGUGACCCGCGAGGGCACAGGGAACCCCCAUCCUGCUAAGUGGAAGAGGGAAGCCGUGGCAGAGGUGAGCGUGAGGGGGACUGGCCGGCCACUACUGGCUUUGUGAGGGACCCCCUGCCACGGAAACGCCUCCAGAAGCCCAAAGAGGCAGAAAAUGAAUUCUCCCAGGAGCCUCCAGAAGGAACCUUGGUGUUGGUGGAAUCGAUGUGGGAGGACUCGGAUGUGGGAGGACACGCGGGCGACCUGUCUUGGGUCACACUGGUUCCCAGUCCCCACACCAGCCGGCCUGGGCGGGAACCCUAAGAGUAAGGGAGGGGCCAACGCCAGGCUCUCCUGGAAACUGGCCCCGAGUGCCUCGGUCCCUGUGUCAGUGUGGGGUCUCGGUGGCCGCCCUACUGGCUCCAGGCACUCCCUCCGCCUUCCUGCCGCGUGGCUGGUCCUCCCUGGGCUGGCCUGAGGCGCCCUCCAUGCCCACUCGUCACAGCCGGCAAGAGCUGGGGGUGUGAAGCCAGGCCCACGAGGACUUGGAGGCGGAGGGGUCUCCAGUGCAGGGCAGGGCAGGGCCAGUUCCCUGGGGCCAUCUGCUGUGUCCAGGAGCCCAGUGCUGCCACUGGCCUUGCCCCAAUGUCCAGCUCUGCCUUUCAUCCCCUCAUCCCCUCAGCACCUCCCCCUACCUUCCCUCCAUGGGUCCCAAGCUAUGGCAAGUCCUUCAGCUGGGACGGCUGGCACCAGCUGUGCCCGCAACAGGUCACUCGGCGGCUCAGAGCCCAUGUCCUCAUCGGUGACACAGGAACAAAGUGCAGUCGUGCAAGGGCAUGAGAGGGUCCCGUGGAAGGCAUGUUCCAGAAGGUUCCUAGCCCAGCUCCAGGGAUGGGGAGGGAGCGCCAUGCAGAGGCCGCUCAGUAUGAGAGGCUCAGCAGAGGGGUCCCCUCAGUCCCUGACUAGUGGGCUCCCCAGGGCCGUGUCCAGGCUGGGACGGGUGGAGCUUGGUGCCUGCAGGCCAGUGAGCGCAUCCUCAGAACCCAGGGUGCUCCCAGGCUGGCCCAGGGCCUUAGGAGCACAGGGUGGGCACAGGACCCCAAGCUCUGCCAGCCAGGCCCUGACCAUCCUGGGCCGGCCGCUGCCUCCGUUCUGUGUCCACCCCUGUGCGAUGCGGCCUCUCUGGUGGCGCCCAUCCCAGCUUCGUUCCCCUGUGGGCCCUGCCCCCGUCUCCCUGGGACACGGGGGUGCGUGUGAAUCCACAUCAGCGAGCGUGUGUGCAGCCAUCAUAUACACGUAGAUACACGUGGGUGCACCUGCACACCCUGGCAUCACAGAGGAGGGAGACGCCACACCCUCAGUCCUCUCUGUGCCCACCCAGGCAGCCCAUUGUCAUUGGCUCGCAGGGCAUGCCCCCCAUUGGCAGUCUGACCAGACACUCACAACCAUUCAGUUACUCUAGCCACGGAGUCAUCAGUCUCCUUCAUUACCACCUGCCGGCCCUGCUCUGCCGCGCAGUGAAGCCCAUUAAGACAGCAGCAAUGCCAGCAGCACGUGGUGCCUUUAAUGCAUCAGCCGCGUGCCCAUAUUCCCAUCCCGAUGGGGAAGAGCCGCGUCUUAGCUAGAAAAAAGACGACACCCCACGCCGGCUGAAUGGGCCGCCCCCUGGGCGCACACACACGCUGACAGGUGUGCACAUAUGCUCACAGCACACACACACACAGACACAUAAGUGUCCACAAACAACACAGAUCUGGCCUCAGAGCCACACUCCAGGUGCGGCCGCCCUGGGCCCAGCAUCCAUGACAGCCACAGCAGGAUCAGAGCAGUCUCAAGGGCCGGGCGGGAGCCGGCAGAGCUGGCCCCAGGCUGAGCUUGGGGAGGUGGGCCCAGGCCCGGGACCCACGCUUUCUAAUCGGCGGGCGGAGUCCACGCAGCUCCUCCCAGUCUUCACGGAAGCCCACGGGUCGCCCUCCCGCUUCUGCUGUCCCCAGGAUAGUGAAAUCUACUAAUGUGGAUUAAGAACAUUUUUUUAAUAAAAAAACAUUUUAAAUAUUGAGGACAGAAGACAGAAGAUUACGGCCAACCAAUCCCAUGCACUUCACGGCCCAGGUUCACGGAGUCUGAGCCCUCUGGCUUCCUAAGCCUCUGGGCUCUGGUACCAGGUGGACGCCUUCCCCAGCCCAUGGGGCUCGCUGCUCACGGGGCCCCGAUGCCUGAGUGAUGUCGUGGGUUUAGGUUUCAGUGCUGGCACGUGUGGCCCACGGAACGCAGGCUCCUCCGUGAGGACGUUUUUGGCUCAUGCGGGGCUUUGCUGUCCCCUGUGUUGCCUGCCUUGCUCUGGUUGUCCUCAGGUCACUCUGUGGGGUGUGCACUGAGCCCAGCCAUCGGACCCUCCCCUCCAAGAGCAAAGCUGCAGUCGGCUGCAAGUGCAGCCUCUUUUGCAGAGUGGAAGAAUUUCUCCAGAAGAUAUUUCUGCGAGUGGAAUCACGGAUCGCAGGCCCAGAUGCCUUCCACUUCCUCGAUUUUGCCUGAUGCCUUCCAAGGAGGCUGUGCACAGCGGGUGUGAGACACCCCAUCUCACCAACCGGCCAACAUCCCGACGGGAGACGUUGAGUUUUCACCACGGUGCUGAGUGUGAUGUGGAGUCUUCUUAUUGUAAUUUGCAUUUCCCUGAUUACGAGUUAGGUGGAACAUCUCGAAUAUGUUUCUGGGCCAUUUGAUUUUCCUGCAAGUCGCCUGUUUCAGUUCUUUGCCCAUUUCCUGUUGGGCUUGUGGAUAUUUUUCGUGAUCGUGCGUUGGUUGCGUGGCUGGCCUUUGGCUUCAUUUGUUCUAUCAAAGCAUGUGCAGAAUUGUUAAAUUUUAAUGUAUUCAAAUGCAUUGAUCUCUUCUUUGUUAUAGUUUGAGCUUUUUGGGGUCUUGUCCUUAAAAACCCUUUCUUACUCAAAGCUCUUCAAUAUGUUUUCACAUAUGCUCUUCUAAAAGUUACAAAGCUUUGCUUUUCUCACUGACGCCGUUAAUUCAUUGGAAAUGCAUUUGUGUGUGGUAGGAAGUGCAGCCCUGGCUCUUCCACGUGGAAUUACUGAUUUCCCAGCGCCAUUCACGGAGCCACCCACCUCUCCCCACCACGCUCCCCCUGUGGCCCCGGCGUUCCCGGCUCCGGACUCUGCCUGGUCCAAGACCCUGUCUCCAGGCUGCACUGGGCUCCAUCCCACCUCCCGUAGCUUCAGCAGGACGGGGCGCCCACUCCUGCCUCCUCCCCAGCACGGUCUGAGCUGUUCCUGGCCAUUUGCUCUCUUUUUGUGUGUGUUUGUUUGUUUGU